Messenger RNA from Ostrinia nubilalis (European corn borer), 1236 nucleotides. Its product is annotated as peroxisomal membrane protein 2. The coding region runs from base 131 to 685 and encodes 184 amino acids. NCBI's taxonomy places the organism in Eukaryota, Metazoa, Arthropoda, Insecta, Lepidoptera, Crambidae. The record is from RefSeq and is a predicted model, not a curated record. Gene Ontology annotation, cellular component: membrane; cytoplasm. The transcript is spliced from 4 exons.
CUCAGUGCUCCAUUGAUAAACAAAUAUCAGUCGGCCUUCUGUCGUGACCACGCAAAUUGUUAUCGUGAAUUAUUUACUGCUUUUUCUGUACGAGUGGAUGAGGUGUCAUUAGGAAGACAAAAGUGCAAAAAUGGCUUUAUCAAAACCGAUUAUGUCGCUAAUGGCAUCAUAUUUACAGAAUUUGUAUUUACACCCAGUGAAAACGAAAUCGAUAACAAGUUGCGUCGUGGGCACGACAGCAUGCGUGGCCUCCCAGCUGAUGGCCGGCGAUUCCCUCAAGCUAGACCCGAUUCUGGCCUAUGGUUUAUAUGGAUUACUAUUCGGCGGAUCCAUACCACACUAUUUCUAUGAAGUAAUAGAGAGGAUAUUCCCCGAGGAAGUGGUAGCGUUUCCAUUAGCAAAGAAGCUGCUCUUCGAACGGUUGAUCUUCGCUCCUGUGAUGCAAGCGUUCUCGCUUUACACGCUAGCGCGGUUCGAGGGAAAGAAUCACGCGGCGGCAGUGAAGCAGUUAAUGGCUCUGUACCUGCCUGUACUGCAAGCCAACUGGAAGUGGCUGACUCUGUUCCAGAUCAUCAACUUGGCGUUUGUACCUCCUAUGUUAAGAGUUCUCUUCAUGAACUUCGUUGGAUUGGGCUGGGCCAUAUUCCUAGCAAAUAAGAGGCGUCAAAGCCAGAAGAAAGAAUAAAAUAAAUUCGCCCAAGAAAAAACGCGAAGCAUUUAGCGGGAACAUAACGAUCGAGGUGCUGGUAGUAUAUUGUGGUAACUAAACGAAUUAUAUCUUAUUUUAAGUUACCCUUAUGGGGCAGUGAGAAUAUUACACAAUAUUUUGAACCUAAUAACGGGCCGUUUAGGGUCCCACCCUGCCAUAUAAGGGUGAAGGAAGGUAAACACUAAACACAUUCCUAAUACUUAAGUCACUAUGGUUGUAAAUAGGUACUUUAUAAGUGUUAAAUUUUUACUUAAGUAUAUUAUAUUGCAAUAUUUUUGUAUGUAUAAAUCUAAGGUUUUAAUAAAACAUUUAAUGCAUUUGUAUUACUUACUUUAUUUUACAACAGCAAUGUAUUCCCAAUUAUUUACUUUCUAAAUAUUUUUUAAGAAGUCUUUAUAACUUGCCUAUUUUACUAUGAUCAAAUCAGCAAAAUCAAUUCAUCCAGUUAAUGGUGCUCGAGGGAAGCUUUAUAUUAUACAAACAUCUAUACAUUCAAUUGAAGAUGUAUAAUAAAACUGUUAUUCGUA